Molecule: messenger RNA, 1885 nt
Organism: Galleria mellonella (greater wax moth)
Lineage: Eukaryota; Metazoa; Arthropoda; Insecta; Lepidoptera; Pyralidae
Gene: Art3
Product: protein arginine N-methyltransferase 1
Exons: 1
Coding region: 145-1707 (520 amino acids)
Biological process (GO): peptidyl-arginine methylation
Cellular component (GO): nucleus
Molecular function (GO): protein-arginine N-methyltransferase activity
Source: RefSeq, a predicted model, not a curated record
AGUAUUUUUGUACUCUGUUGCGGUUCUUUCGCUGUCAUAUCUGUCAUGGAUCUUAUUUUCUCGUGUUACUUAUUUAUCUAUUUCCUACACGUUUUGAUUGUAAAUUAAUCUAGUUUUCUAAUUUUACGCUAUUAAAUUGAAACAAUGUCUGACGUCCCAGAUCUAAGCAGUGAUGAAGAAAAUUUCGAAGAUGAUGAUUGGCAAGAAAUGGAGACGAGUAAUAGCUCGGUAAUGUGUUUAUUUUGUACCGACAUUUUUACGUCUGUCGAAGAAGGUCUAAAUCACUGUGAAACUGCUCAUAACUUUGUUUUAAGUUCCUUAAAAUUAAAGUUUAACAUGGAUUGUUACUCGUACAUCAAAUUAAUAAACUAUAUAAAGUCACACAAGCCAAACCCCGAAGACAUUUUGAAUACAACAAAACCUCUUUGGGAUGACGAAAAGUAUUUGAAACCUGUAGAAAAUGAUGAUUGGUUAAUGUUCGACUUUGAUUCUCUUAUCGAUAAGCCGAAUUCUCCAAAAACAUACCAUGCUAAUGUUGAAAAUGGUUUGGUGACAUUAUCUCAAACACACUUCAUUGAACUUCAAAGGACUAUUCAAACGUUGACCGAACAACUCAACGAGACUCAAACUCACCUACAAAUGGCUAAGGAAGAUAUAAAUAAAAUGCAAGAAUCAAUGAAGACUCUUGUUGAUGGAGGCAACCCAAACGGUGAUGACAGUGAGAAAAAUGUUGUUGUCAAUUGUGUAUCUAAGUUGCCUUUAGAAGAUGAUGAAGGAUAUUUCAACACAUAUGCUCAUUUUGGUAUACAUUAUGAUAUGUUAUCAGACAAAGUGCGGACAGAAAGUUAUAGAGAUGCUAUUUUAAAUAACAAAGAAACUAUAAAAGGUAAGGUUGUUUUAGAUCUCGGAUGUGGCACGGGGAUUUUGUCUAUGUUGUGUGCAACAGCCGGAGCUCAAAGAGUGUAUGCAUUAGAUCAGUCUGAAAUUAUAUAUCAUGCAAUUGAUAUUAUCAGAGAAAACAAUUGGCAAAAUGUUGUUAAAACUAUUAAAGGCCGGUUAGAGAAUACAAAGUUAGAUGAAACACUUGAUAUAAUUGUUUCAGAAUGGAUGGGAUACUUUUUGUUGUUUGAAGGUAUGUUAGAUAGUGUUAUUUAUGCAAGGAAUAAUUAUUUGAAGCCUGGAGGGUUGUUACUACCCAAUAAAUGUAACAUCAGUCUGGUUGCAAACGGAGAUAUUGAUACUCACAGUAAGCUUAUCAACUUUUGGUCAGAUGUUUAUGGAUACAAAAUGAAUUGUAUGAAGUCAGAGGUAGUUAGGGAAGCAAGUAUUGAUGUAGUCCAGUCUAAACAUAUAAUAUCUGAACCAUGUAUUGUUAAAGAAAUUGAUAUAAACACUUGCAAUACAGACAUAAUGGAUUUUACUUCUGAAUUUAAACUGACAAUUACUAAAGACGGGUUACUAACUUCACUUGUUGGCUAUUUUGAUACUUUCUUUGAUUUACCUAAUCCUGUUUCAUUUUCAACUGGUCCUGACAAAACUCCAACACAUUGGAAACAAACUGUAUUUUAUUUUAGAGAUUGUAGAGAGGUUAAACAGGGUGAUGUAAUUCAAGGUACAAUCAUCUGUAACCGACAAAAGACUGAUGUCAGAGCUUUGUCGGUGCAAAUAAAUGUCUUCGGAAAGGCACAUAAGUAUAUUCUUAGUUAGUAAACAUGCUUUUGUAAAUAUAUAUAGGUAGUCAUUAUUUUUAUAUUUUGUUUUGCUAUUAAAGUGUCUUUUUAAUUAGAUCUGUUUCAAAAUGUACCUCAUUGAAUGAUUUUAAAACAAAGUAAUUAUGAUGUUUGUAAUGUGGAUCCUGAUAAAUAAAAGGCAUAUUCUACGAAAA